GUUUCAUUAUUCUUCGUUUGCUGGUUUUCCUGUGUCGGUCAAGGACAUGUACUGGUUUACAUUGCAUGAUGGGAUCUUCACUUCCGUCUUCUUCAAUGUCGUUGUGGGACGUGUAUCGAUUGUUUGAAGGCCUCUGGAAGCGACCUAGUUCGACCACGAUGGAUUUUCAAGUUCCUUGGGCUGCUCGACAUGACCGACAAAAAGUCGAUCUAGCUUUCAUUGUGGACUGCACGGGAUCAAUGGGCUCUUACAUUAGACAAGCGCAAAAACACAUUCGAACCAUCGCGGAGACGGUGUCAAGAACUGCAUUCAGUGUGAAACUUGCGUUGGUCGAGUACAGGGACCAUCCUCCACAAGACUCAACAUUUGUGACUAAAGUUCACGAUUUUACCUUUUCUGUGUCUGAAAUGAAGACUUGGGUGGAUGGGAUGAGUGCUAAUGGUGGUGGAGACGGGCCCGAAUCAGUUGCUUGCGCCUUGGUUGACGCUGCCACUAAACUUAGUUACAGAAAAGACGCCACUAAGAUGUGUGUUCUCAUUGGUAAGUAAGGAUGCUAAUCCUUCCUAACAUCCUAGACGCAGUUGGCUUCCAGCUUCGGAAAAUAGGGGGAAUCAAUUGCUCUCGUAAACAGCUCAAGGACAAUUUUAAAUUUUCCCCGGUCAGUUUUGUUGGAAAUAGAGGUUGGCUAGGGGGAGGGGGUGGGGGAGGGGAAGGGAGAGGGGGAGGGGGUACUGUUAGCUAAGGAAGUGUAACUCGUCCUUGUGGGCCUGAUGCUUCCAAAUUCAUUUUUAGCAAGUAUUGUAAUAAAAUUGGACAUGAAGAGACAAAGCUCUGAUCACAGACUUAAGGUAUCAGCCACCCUUAAAAUUGCCAUUUUUCCAUAUUUGAGGUUUCAACGUUUUCAAAUAGAUAUGCUUCAGAGCUUUCUUUUAAAAAAAAAAUUAGAAAAAAAAUAUUAUUUCUGUCGAAAGAUAUCGGGGGUAAAAGAUUUUUUCUCGUUAAUUAUCUUAAUUGAUCGUUGACAAGAUCUUUCAUACUCGUGUCAUAUAUCAAUUAACUUGUCUGUUAACUAGUAACGUGAUACCAAGUGCGUGCUUCGACACAACACGUGCGAAUUGUCUUCGCGUUGUUUAUAGCCUUUAGAUUUAGCGUUUGCUUCGGUGAAAAUGCCGCCAAAAAAAAAAAAAAGGUCGUGUCCGUUUUCGUCAUCGAAACCUAGAGUGAAAAGAAAAUCGAAGAGCGAGUUUGACAAAGAAUGGGCCGCAAAAUUGGCAGAGAGUGACAAAUUCUCAUUUUAUCAGCAAGAGAAGUGGCUCGAGGGGUUGGAUAUUCAGAAAAGUGAAAAUGCUGCAGUUGCUGAGAGUGCAAGCCGCUCCAAAAUCCAGCUUGAAGAGCCAGACGAAGAAAGCCAGUUAAGCUCAUCGACCCCAUCUGCUGAUGGAACGUGGAAAACAAUAAGCGGUCGAGCUAUCGUAUCGAGCGAAAAGCUGCUUGAGAAACUGGACGAGUCUGUAUCUUGUCGAUUUUGCCAGGGAAGAGUCCAAGUCAUGGAAAAUGUAGCGACUAAGCAUGGACUUGGUUCUACCUGGAGAAUCCAGUGCGAGAAUGAAAGCUGUUCGUCGCACAAGACAAAUUCUGUUUUCAUUCUUCCGAGAAGCGCAUAGCGUUUGAAAUAACCGGGCCUCAGUUCUUGGCCUUCGAGCAAUCGGUGGUGGACAUUCGGCGCCUUCAAAGUUUUUUAGUUUCCUUGGCCUGGCGCCGAUUAACAAAAACGCCUGGGCGGAUCAUACAAAAAAGAUCGAAGGAGAGGCAAAACUUUUGCUCGAGAAAGAAUUAAACCGUGCUUCUCGUGGCGUGGUGUGUUGUUACUGUUACAUGUUACCUGUCAAAGUCCUAUUGUUAGAGAAAAUUGAUCCCUCUCUGAUAUCAAUCAGAAUAAACAUUCAGGUGUUAUAAUCUCAUUCCAGGUAGGAUGCCGCCAAAAAUGUAUUUUCUAUUUUAUCUCCGAACGCAAAUUUUGCCGAUCGACUCGUACGUUUUGAACUCCAAGUUGGCAGCCUUUCAAUCAAUUUGGCUAAAAUUCGGCCAGAGUGAUGCCAUAUAUCUCUUCUACAAAACCGUGUCUGCGAAUUUUAAUACUCCUUUUCAUUUUAAAGCUAGAGCUUUUUUUCCACAGGGAGUGUUGACUAAUUACCUUCCCCAACUUCAUUUGUUAAUAAAAGAAAAACAAAUGCACUUGUCAAAAAUCUGAGACACGGUUUUUUGUGGAACGUGUUGAGAAGCGAAUACGGUGUUAAUUGUUUUCUUCCGUUUAUUUUCGGCGGGAGUGGAACAUGAUUUAUAGAGAUGUGUACUUGUACACAAAGCGUUCCAAUUUCGGAACACAUUUAAGUAAAUGGUUUUUGUUAGUUCAAAUCCAUAAUCUGGAAUUAUUAAGCUUUUAAAAAAUAUAUGGUUUAUAGGGGUUUUUAUAAAAACAACUAACGCUACGGCGAUCCGCGUGCGGACGGUCCUGAAGGGUGGCUGAUACCUUAAUUAACAGAAAAAGCACAGAAAGGCAAUUAACAGAAAGGCCAUAAAAAAACUUAACUUGGAGCUAGCCAGUUAGCAGGUAAAGACUGAUUGUAAACUGCAAAUACAGGUGCCUCUCACCGCAGGCUACCUUUUGCUGGGAUGUUUCAUGAGAGGCGACUGCAUUUACCCAUCCAUACUGAUGGUGUGAACUUGUCCAGAAUCUUUGUCCAGAUUUUGCCGAAAAACACAUUUUGAAGCUAGUUGAGCGGUCUUCUGGUCACUGUUUUCUGGUUUUCUGGUUCUCUCCUCCCCUCUUCUUUUGCUUUUCUUGCCUCAAUUUUUUUCUCUUGCUGGGCAUUUAGUAGGCUUCAUUUUGGUGGGAAAAGUUUUUACAAAAAGUUUUUAGGAUCUUAGGAUUAUAGAAGGAAAGGUAGGUGGGUAGUGGUACAAGAUUUUCAUGGAAAUUUUUGGGUCAAUGUUACAUGGUUUUUUUGCUUUUUUAUCCGGUGUCCUUGAGUGAAUUGUGCUCUUUCUGGUAUGGUUUGAAAGAUCUGUUCACUCUGUACAAGUUAGCACACAAAGUUAUUCGUGAUCAUUUAAACUGAUGAUGUCACAAGCAGUAGAAGGGAUGUGGAUCUGCAUGGGCGGUUACGGGUGGCUUAGAGGCAAAUGUGUCAACAAAUGUGGCUUAUAAUCCCCACCUUGUUAUGAGCCCAUCUACCUUUACUAAACAAUAAAAUACAUCCUAUUAUAAGCUCCCCCCAGAUAUAAGCCCCCUCCAGAUGUAUUGAAUGAAUUCUUAUUUGUUACGACCUUUUGCAGCUUAAUUAAAAACCAGUAAUGCUAAACUAAUUUCAAGCAGCAGUGCUAUAGCUUGUUUAUUUCAGUUUUAACCCCCCUCAGGUAAAUAUAAGUCCUCUUAAAACCCGGUAUACCAUGUUCCCCUUAUCAGGUGGUAACCAGUAAAAUUUACCUUCUGAAACAACACUUCUUACCACCUGCGACCUCUUGCAGGUUUACUAAAAUGAAAAAAAAGUGGAUUUUGAAAAAAGAAAGUUGUGAUCCAAUCCGCUUCUCAAAAGGAAAAUGAAUAAACAGAUAUGGAAAAGUACUUAAGUAUACAUGUACACAGCUUUUCUUUUUGUGGGUUGUGGGUUUUGAAGACAGAGUAAAGUUAUUUGAAUCAAACGUUUUAAAUUGUUGCCUUUGGCGCACAUUUUUUGCCUUACUGGCUUUGAAUGGUCCUUUACGUGCUGAGCUAUAAUUUAUGGAGAACAUUGUGUAUAAUCCCAGGGCUUUUAAGCAGAAACAUGUGUAAUCAUCUUGACAGAAACUGCUGAGAUUAACGCUGCUAGUCAUCCACAGUGAACUGUUUAAAACUCUUGAUUUUUACAUUGAUCCCUUUAGCUGAUGCUCCUCCCCAUGGCCUUGGAAUAGAUCAUGAUGGCUUCCCCGAAGGUUGUCCUUGUAGGAAUGAUCCAAUGAAAGCUUGCAAAACCAUGGUUGAAAGUGGAAUAGUACUCUACUCUGUUGGGUGUGAACCUGCUAUCUUGUCCUAUAAGGAUUUUUUUAUGGGUCUAGCAUUCAAAACAGGAGGACAGUAUGUGCCACUUUCAAGAGCUCAAGCAUUGUCACAGGUAAAUGUCUUUUUAAUGCNCCCCUCAGGUAAAUAUAAGUCCUCUUAAAACCCGGUAUACCAUGUUCCCCUUAUCAGGUGGUAACCAGUAAAAUUUACCUUCUGAAACAACACUUCUUACCACCUGCGACCUCUUGCAGGUUUACUAAAAUGAAAAAAAAGUGGAUUUUGAAAAAAGAAAGUUGUGAUCCAAUCCGCUUCUCAAAAGGAAAAUGAAUAAACAGAUAUGGAAAAGUACUUAAGUAUACAUGUACACAGCUUUUCUUUUUGUGGGUUGUGGGUUUUGAAGACAGAGUAAAGUUAUUUGAAUCAAACGUUUUAAAUUGUUGCCUUUGGCGCACAUUUUUUGCCUUACUGGCUUUGAAUGGUCCUUUACGUGCUGAGCUAUAAUUUAUGGAGAACAUUGUGUAUAAUCCCAGGGCUUUUAAGCAGAAACAUGUGUAAUCAUCUUGACAGAAACUGCUGAGAUUAACGCUGCUAGUCAUCCACAGUGAACUGUUUAAAACUCUUGAUUUUUACAUUGAUCCCUUUAGCUGAUGCUCCUCCCCAUGGCCUUGGAAUAGAUCAUGAUGGCUUCCCCGAAGGUUGUCCUUGUAGGAAUGAUCCAAUGAAAGCUUGCAAAACCAUGGUUGAAAGUGGAAUAGUACUCUACUCUGUUGGGUGUGAACCUGCUAUCUUGUCCUAUAAGGAUUUUUUUAUGGGUCUAGCAUUCAAAACAGGAGGACAGUAUGUGCCACUUUCAAGAGCUCAAGCAUUGUCACAGGUAAAUGUCUUUUUAAUGCCACUUUGUUUUCAUUUUCAAGGGUGGCUAAAUACUCCAUACUGUUACCCAUGAGUGGAAACAAAUUGCCUGAACUGUAAGUAUCCAGGAGAGUCCCAUACAAUUUACUGUAACAUUGUUACAGUAAAUUGUAUGGGACUUUUGGAGCACCUCAGGCAGUAUCCGAGCGAGGUGUUAUAAUCCUUUUCUUAUGACACAAAUUUGAUAAUUAAUUUCCUCUAUACAAAUGCGAUUACUGGUCUAUACUUGUCAUCAAGUUGUAAUAAGUGCGUCUCAAUUUUCGCGAGAACAAUGAGGCUUUUUUUUAUUUACUGCCAUCUGGUUCUCAGCAGCACGUACUUUGGGAAAUGAGAUAAAAAAUUAUUUGACUCAAUAGUCAGUGCUGUUUUGCAAAAACGCCUGGCGCAAUACGGACAUAUUCAGUUUCUUCCAAAGCUGUCAUGACUAAGUUGUAAUGCCGUCACAACUAAAAUAAAUUAAGUUCAUAUUGCCAAAAAAAAAUGACUGUGCUAACCAAAGUAAAAUUAUUCCUUUUGACGAAUACAUUUUUUUCGCUCGCCAUGAAUUAAGCCGCGAAAACAAAAAUGAAAAAACAGAACCAGAUCAAAAAAAUAAAUGAUGAAAUCACCAAAAAACCAUCUUGGGAGAGUUGUAGGGAUUUUAUCAGACUUGUACCCAGUCGCUAUUUAUGUGUUUUGGGGGUGAGAGAAGAUUGGGGGUUAGUGUGAGGUGCGCAUGGGGUCUCAGUACAUGAAUGGAAGAGUCAUCUAGAAAUUUUCAGCCUUCCUCAAGCUAUAGAAAAUUCUAGGCAAUUUCUGCCUCUCCGAACAGAUAUUUCAGAGAAAACAGUCGUUGGGUGCCCCUGAAUAAAUACAAGCUCGCUGUUCCAAAACCCCACACCGAAUUUUAUAAAAGAAGCCCUUCUCUUAGCGGAAAUGUGUUGUGGAAGAUCUUGACUUUGGAGGUGCGGCAAUUGACAUCCCUUUAUGUUUUUAAAGGAAAAUUAAAACAACCUUAAUUUAGAGAUAUGUAAUAUUUUCACAUGGCCUCCUUGUAAAGCAUCCUUUUUAUUAUUAUUACUUUAGUACCUGAACGAAAUACCAUGUAUAAAUUACGUUACCUUACCUUAUCUUACCUCUGUGAUGUGCGUAAAUGGUUUUAGACAAUAUGCUUCCUCUGGCUAUCAAUGGUGUGUGUUAAAACAAUGUAUCUAGCGAUAAAGAAGUAGCCAAAUGCAAUUGAAUUUAAGUGUCCACUGAAUAGGGGUUCGUUAUAAAGGAAAAUAUGAGACGUUUAUUUCGGGUAAGUUAGUUAAUUCUCAUCUGCAUCCAAGUAUGUGAGACUGACCGCAGUAAACAAUUUGUCACUCGGGGUGAUUGCAUAAUAUAAGCCAAAAAAGCUAAAGCGCUGUCCCAAAUAAGCGCCGUCUAGUGUAAUCUCUUUCAGUUCCUGUCAUGCAACGUAGAAAAAAAAGAGUCCCCCUGCCCAAAGACUAUAAAAUCCUAAUAUCACAGUGACUGAACAUUUUUUUUAUUUGAUUUGUGGCCAAAGCAGUGUAGUUAUAAUGUGACAGUCCUACAAAUGACAAACUGGGAUGCAGCUUAAAAGAGGUUUCACUGUAUUCUUAAUAUUUGUUUGUUCUUUUGUUUAUUUUUGUUAGUUUUUGUUACCAUUAUGAUUUAUAGGACAUUAAACAGCUCAUUAUUUGCAAGUAGUUUUAACAUGCCACUUGCCCAGAGACAAGUUAAAUUGUCAAAAAUUUUUGUUGGACCCUGAUACAGAGAGAAAAACUAAAAGCUGAUUUCAUUGUUUUGUGUUUUUCUUUGUUUGAUCACUACUGUAGUUUAUAAUAAAUGGAACACUUGAAGAAGUUUCUCAGGAAAACCUCUUCUGCCACCUAAAGUGCAGCCUAUGAUUGUUAGGUCUACCUUAAGAAUCACUGGGUCACACUACACUCAUGGGUGUGCCACCUUAAGUGCAGCCUAUGUUUGUUAGCUCUACGUAAAGAAUCACUGGGCUACACUACACUCAUAGGUGCACCACCUUAAGUGCAGCCUGUGUUUGUUUGUUAGCUCUACCUAAAGAAUCACUGGGUUACACUGCACUCAUGGGUGUGCCACCUAAAGUGCAGCCUAUGUUUGUUACCUCUACCUAAAGAAUCACUGGGUUACACUGCACUCAUGGGUGCGCCACCUAAAGUGCAGCCUAUGUUUGUUACCUCUACCUAAAGAAUCACUGGGUCACACUACACUCAUGGGUGUGCCACCUAAAGUGCAGCCUAUGUUUGUUAGCUCUACCUAAAGAAUCACUGGGUUACACUACACUCAUGGGAGUACCACCUUAAGUGCAGCCUGUGUUUGUUAGCUCUACCUAAAGAAUCACUGGGUUACAGUGCACUCAUGGGUGCGCCACCUUAAGUGCAGAAUAUGUUUGUUAGCUCUACCUAAAGAAUCACUGGGUUACAGACCUAAAGCUCGCAUUUGGCUUGCGCUCUCUUUAAAUAAAAAGAGAAAGCUACAGUCUGUUUCGCCAAAAAUCAAGCUUUGUUUUCCCUAAAUUUUACACCAUAUUUUGCCCCAAAAGACGUUAAAGUUCCAUGAAAGAAGAGUUUUUUGCUAGGGUUAAACAAGUUUGGCUUUCAUGAGUUUCAAUACAAAGGUGCAAAGCUGUGCAAGAAAUUAUCAACAUAAUUACAUAGCACACAAACAUUGUCAUCUAACUCCUUGCACAUAGCUGGAAUAAGCCAAGUAGUGAAGCAUAUAACGAAUGGUCUCGAUAACUAAAUGAUACUUAAUUUUGCAAAAGAAACUUUUGUUCGUAUCCGUGUUACCCAUCGAAAAAGCGAGGAGUUAUCGCAUGACAUUAGGUAUAACAGAGGUAAUACUCACGGGUUUCACGGUUCUAUGCACUAUUUUUUGCCAGGAAACAAACUUCAAUUCUUACCUUACAGUAGUUGGUUUUUUUACCUUGCAUUCGACGUCAAAUGAAAGGCAAACAAAGCGAUGAAAUCCUGCACUCUUCUUUUACAAAUAGCAAGUCGCACGAAGUAAAAUCCACCGAUAUACACUGCACUCUCACUACAAAUAUAAACAAAUGUUGUGGAGAAAAAACAACGAGGACAAAAGAAUGCCAGAUCUUCGCCUUGGCAAUGUUUUCCAGAUACCAAGCCGGUGUAUCUUCAGAACAUGGACUCGAACUGGGACAAACCUUGUGAUUUUUUUAGACGCCGUUUGCGCACAAACUAAUUUAUUCUGGCUCAAAAUGAAAAUUAACAAAAUGUAUAAAGAAACCUAAUACACGACAAGAAAAUUUUUGCACUUUCGAGGAGCGUGACAUAUUAAAUGGGAUUAAGUCGGAUUAGGUACCUGCAGAAAAAACAUCUCUGCGUGGGAUUGUAUACUUCCAGUAAAGGCAAUUUUGUGUCCCCUCAUGAUCUGCAGGAUCCUUCACUAAGGACAAAUACGAGGAAUUUGUAGAAAGAGUGCAAUAAGCAUCAUAAUAAAUUUUUCACUGUUAUCUUUUGAUAUUACCUGAAUUCUUGGUAAGCUAAGUCAUUACAUAGUAAAAUGCAGUUUCAUGCAAUUUAAUACAGUUCACAGCAAGGAGUGCCAGCUCCUGUGGUCAGUCAGGUAUCAGUUUGAUUGCGCGAUCAGCCUAUGAUUGCGUCAGCUCCAUGUGCUUGGUACAGUGUUACUACAGUGAAACCUCUAUUAAGACACAUUCGGGACCUUCCCAAGUGUCUGCUUAAUAGAAGGUGUCCACUUAAUAGAGGUUUGUAAAAAUUUGGCAAUGUUUGUUAACGACAAUUAACAUUCAACGGCUACUCUGUACUGUGAUAAAGUUCCAUGUUGUUAAGGAACCUAUCCAGAGUUCAAGUUCAUUACCUAUCACUACCAACUUUAUAACUGUUUGUAAAUGCAAAAACAUGAACUGAAUUAUUAGAAUACAGUACGUAUUUCAAGGAUGUAAUCCAAUACUACUAUUGUCAAUUCAGUCCGUCGUCUGUUUAAUAGAGGUUUUUAAGAAUAGAAAUUAGCCAAAUGCAAUUGAAUUUAAGUGUCCACUGAAUAGGGGUUCGUUAUAAAGGAAAAUAUGAGAUGUUUAUUUCGGGUCCCAGCUUGUAGUGUCCACAUAGAGGGUGUCUGCUUAAUUGGGGGCAGCUUAAUAGAGGUUUCACUGUAUUCUUAAUAUUUGUUUGUUCUUUUGUUUAUUUUUGUUAGUUUUUGUUACCAUUAUGAUUUAUAGGACAUUAAACAGCUCAUUAUUUGCAAGUAGUUUUAACAGGCCACUUGCCCAGAGACAAGUUAAAUUGUCAACAAUUUUUGUUGGACCCUGAUACAGAGAGAAAAACUAAAAGCUGAUUUCAUUGUUUUGUGUUUUUCUUUGUUUGAUCACUACUGUAGUUUAUAAUAAAUGGAACACUUGAAGAAGUUUCUCAGGAAAACCUCAUGGGAUAUGUAGAAGAUUUUCUGCAUGUGGAACUAGCUAAACGAAGAGCUGAGAAACUGAGAACUACUGUAGAUGACCUUGCUGGCGAACUUGAAAAACAUCUCAGCAUCCGAAAUGUCAGCUGCCAGCAAUUGCAUUGUAACAACAUGGCCCUAGAAUCAGCCACACCCAUGGCAAAGAAAAUUGCUGGGAAGAAUAGCUUGGCUGAUGUACGAGAGUUGUUAAAAGGUGGCAGUCCAGUGGAUUAUAACACAAUCUACAAUCAAAGGGUAACAACAGUUGAAGUAACCUUAGCCACUUCUGCCUCUCCUACACGAGAUGUGUGUGAGAGGUUACUUAUGAAGGAGCUAGGGAGAAGCAAAGUGCCAGUUACACAUGAUGAACGUACUGGUGAACUAGUCCUUUUUGACACUAUUGACAUAAAUAUGUUGGACUGAACUUGUUGAUGUUAUAGUGUUAAACUAAUGAUGCGAGUCCAGGCUUCAGGUGAAAACCCAGGAUGCCAAUGCAAGCCUGUCCCCGGUUCUUUUUCCUACACAUCAUUCAACAGCUGGAAUUUAUCAGAAUAUCUGGAAAGUUUUUUUUGUGAAUAUUAUGCCUAGUUAAAUAGUACAGUGGAGUUCCCUAUUCCAGCAUAAGAACAAAUUUUAAUCCCAUCAUAAACUUGAAAAUGUGGCAAGGAAAAGUAGAUGUAGCAAUGUAUACUGCCUGCGCAGAAAUGACCUUGGUACUUAAAAAAAUUUUGAGCAUAAAAAAGAACUAUGUCUAUGUCAUGCAGGGCCACUCAGUCUUGAAAAGUCCCUGAAUUUUAGUUGGGGUGCUUGAAAAGUCCUUGAAUUUCUGUGUUAGUCCUUGAAAAGUACUUGAAUUGUCUUGAACUUUGAAAUUUACGUAGUGGGGUCGAAAGUAAAUUGCUUCUGUUAGACUUUGGUAUUCUUUUCCUGUAUUAAGCGACUUUAAACACUGUAAAAGCAGUUUAUAAAGAGAAAUUGAGAAGCAAAGUAAUCCAGUUCAAAGGUCAGUCAAAUGCAGAUUUUCUAGUGAUUGUGUGUCCAACUCUUAAUUUGCCUUACAUGUAUUUUUAUUACGAGUUCCAUGCUUCAUUGGCUUCUUCGGCAAAUAAUGUCGGGAAAGCGUUCUUUUAAUGCUCGUUUAUAUUUACCAAAGAAAGAAAAAUGUUGAGAAGGAGAUGGGACGAACACUUGAGGGCUUAAAAUUCUCUUAGCUUAGACUGGGAAAGUGCAUUUUUGUACCAUGAUCUGUGAAAUUACAUGUUUGCUAGUAUAGUGUCCUUGAAAAUUUGAUGUCGUCCUUGAAAAGUCCUUGAAAACUGGUUGCAUUUUUUUUAUGAACCCUGUCACGCACAUGUAUUAUGACACUCAUCACUCAUUGAUAAUUAUUAUUCAUUGGAUGUGGAAUCAAAUGUGUUUUUAGGUUGUACCUCUUGAGCUAUUGUUAAACCCGUUAAGUCCCAAUAGUGACCAACAUCAAUUUUCUCCCAACAAUAUGGAUCAUGCAUGUCAAAGGAAAUGGUUAUGGGAAUUAUUAAAAUGAUCUCCUAAGAGAAAUUCCUUUGAUCUUUUAUCAAAUUCUCUCAACCAAUUAUUAAGGAAAUAUAUAGAGAUCAGUUUGGGGAAUUUGUAUGUGGAUAUUGGGGCUUAAAAGGUUAAUAGCAUUAUAGCAUCCAUGCAAAGCAAGACUUCAUGUAUACAGUUUUAAACUGGGUUUUCUUUUUGUCAAGUUGAGUAGUUUUACAUACAGCUUAUCUUGUAAAAUUGAACCAAUAAUUAAAUUAUUUUACUGAGUGAUGUCAUAUAUUAUGUAGACCUUUUUGCUUUGUUUGUUUGUUUGUUUUUUGCUUUGGUUUGCUGGGUCAGGCACUGGCAACUUUGUUUGUAGAUAGAACACUCCUUAAAAUAUGUACAGUGUUGGUAGUUUUAAAGCCCUUUCCAUGGCUCCAACAGCCCACUUCUGUUACACUCUUUUCCUCCGUUACGUGAUUUCUUCUCUGUUUUGGUGAUUUAUAUUAAAUGAAAUGCUUUUAAGUGACCUUCAGAGAGGUGCUUCUCUGGGGCAAGCGUUUUGAUUCAUUUUCAGGAUCAAUGUUUGUAUUUUAAAUUUUUUGGCAGAAUAAUUAAGGUGGUAGGCUAAGUGAAACAUUUUAAUUCGUUGUUUGGUUUCCCUAAGAGCUGAGGGAUAAAUUUUAAACUUUUACUUACAUUUAAAUCACUUAUUGAUUUAGCAAGGCCUUAUAUGGAAGUACUGUUAGUUCAUUAUAGACCAACAAUGAAUCUGUGUUCUGCAGAUAAAGGACUCUUAGUACAAACUAAAUACAACCUUAAAACCUGUCGUUACAGAGCUUUAUUACACGCAACUCCUAAGAUAUGGAAUUCCAUGCCGGUCAGGUUACGCAUGUUGUGAGCUGAGUGCUUUCAAAUCAAAAAUUAAAACAUUUCUUUUAAGGGGUGCUUUUCAGUUGUAAUUUCAUGUUUUUUUUAUUAUUAUUAUUUUUCAUUCAUUUAUUAUGUUUUAUUUAUUUAUUUAUUUUUAACAAUUAAGUCAUUGUAAUAUUUUAUUAGGUUUAUUACUAUUAGUACUGAUUGUAAAGCGCUUUGGAUUACUGAGAGAAAGGCACGUAUAAGUGUAUAUUAUUAUUAUUAUUAUUAUUAAUUAUUUUGAUUAACCUUUUAGAGAGGGCAUCUCAGAACUUAAUUGGAAGACCCCUCUCUCACCCUCUUGCAUUGGUUUGAUCCAUUAAUAUUGCCUUGCAUGUUAAUUUCUUUUGAUUCUUUAGUUUUGCAUUUUUUUCUUUUGUUCUAGUAUGUAUUUUUUUUUCUGGCUGUUCUGGUUGUACACAUUCUCCCACAUAUGGGUUUUUUGUAUGGAUUUUUUCCCCAACUCCUUUGAUUCACUCUACUAAACGUCUGUCCCUUUACUCACCAGGCAUGCUAAUUAAAAUUAAAAUUCCUUUACUUCCAUCACUGAAAAAUACAAUCAAUUAACAUUAAUUAAUACCUGAAAAAGCUGACCCACCUAGCCCAGAAAGGAGCGAAUGUGGUCAUAAAUAAUUAUUAAAACCUGAAAAAUCCCCAUAGAAUAAACUCAAAAUUAUCCCAUGUAAGAACGGAAGUAAUGUAAAUCAAAGUAAAGCAGGCUAGCAUCCAUGCUGCAAGGAAUGUUUAAUGAAAAUAUUUAAAAACAUAGGAAAAUAAAUAAUAAAAAACACCCCCUCUGAAUACAAGUACAACACUUUUCAACUCAAGCAUCUCCCUCCUACCCUAAAACAUUUUUAGUAGCUAGAAUCCCCGAAAAAUGCCACUUUCCUCUUUGUCAGCCUAAAUCCAGAGCACUCAGUCUAGGCGAAUCCCUUCUGAUGUGUUUACAUUUUUGCUCAUUAUCAUACAAGUUUACCUGUAAAAAAAAGUAUCGCCAUAUAUGCAAACAAGGUUUAAAAGUUGAAAGAGCUGGUUAAUUUGAGCAGUUUGUACAAUUUUUAGAUCUUUACCAUUUUGGGCUCAAGUUUCCUGCUCAAAUCAACCAACUCUUUUGAUCCUUGUUUGUUUUAAGUGAAAUAAAUCUAUCUCUGAAUAUUGAAUGAGGCUGGCGUAACAAUUAUUGUUAUGCCAGCCUCAUACCAUAUUCAGAGGUUUUAAUUUAUUUGCUUUAUCAGAUAAUGUUAUGCAUAUGUUAUGAGGUAAAAAAUUAAUGUGAAACAAUGAUUAACCUAUCCCCGUACCCUAUUGGUAAACCGGUUUUACCCUCCCACCCCUCUCUCUACCAGGCUCCCAGCGCAUCCUUCUUCACAGAAUGCAUCCCGCGCCGUGUACAAACAACACUUCCGCGACUCAGCAACUUCGUAGCAUGAGUUUCUCUAUCGCCUUGCUACGAUUACGUAGAGACUCGAUAUAAUAUUGAAAACAGCUCAAAAGUAACCAUGUUCUAGGUAAGAGUCGAAAGCUAAAUGAAGCUACGAAUUCUUCUUCUGGGAUCGGGUUAUGUUACUCGACCAUGGCUACCGCUAGUUGUCGGAGAGCUCUGUUAGAUCCUUUCCAAACGUUCUUGGAGCGACUUUCACAGGAAAUUGAAGAAGAACAGCUGGAUAGUUUGAAAUUCUUGCUUGAAAAGCAUAUUCCGGCUGGCACUUUGGAAAAAUGCACAUCACCAAGGAAACUGUUUAAGUGUAUGAAGCAGAAGAGUCUUUUGGGAUACAAUAAUUUAGACUUCCUCGAGGACCUUUUAAAGGUAGCUCAGCGAUCAGAUCUUGCAGAGAUUGUUGAAGAUUUUAAACGGCAACCAACAAUGGAAAUUGACAGUGGAUAUCCAGGUAACUAUGGGAUAAUUAAUUAUGUUUAUGCAGGGCUUUCAGUAAGUUUUUGAGUAGCAGGCUGUGAUGGAAAAGUAGGCGUCUUGGGGGGUCUGGGGGCAUGCUGCCCCAGAAAAUUUUGAAACCUAGACACUCAGAAAUGCCAUUUCCAGCAUUUUCCAAGAGGUAUUUUCCUCUAAAAAGGCAAGGGAAACGAGGCAUAAGACGGUCCACAUAUAACAGAUAUUGGAUGUUUAUUACUAUUUAGAUUAUUAUUUGCAAGGUUCACACAAAUUCAACAGGUUUGAAGUUUAAGGCUUUACUGUUCAAUCUCAUCUUAAUUAGCUGGUGCAUCUGCUGUAGAACUUGAUUUUUGCUAGCCUGCGAAAACAUCCGUUUCUCCUCGCUCUUCACCGCUGGGGACAUUUUGCGCGGAGGAACUUCUGCGACUCAGCGACAGAAAUUCCAUACUGAUGACGUAAAAUCUGUCCGGAAUCCGGUCAGAAGCGCUGAUUGGUCGACAGAGUAGUUACAUUGUUUUAGCUAUUGUUUAUGAACGACAGUCUUGACAGACUAAAGACAAAAGGCCCCAGAGGUCAAAUGUAAAUGUGAAGAAUCUCUUACAAAACAGUCAAUAUUUGUGGAAUAUAGUCUUCUCUAGAAGAAGUGUUUGAGUUUUGCUGGAGCUCGUUGGCAGAUAAACACGACACUUUAUCAAAAUCGACCAGAAGACACAUAAAAUUGGGCAAAUUUAUAUUUGGAACCCCAUGACUACCGGACUUAUUAUGUAAACAUUGAUUUGCGUCACCAGGAUGGGAUUUCUGUCACUGAGUCACAGACGUUCCUCUGCACGAAACGUCCACAGCUACAAAGAGGGAGGAGAAAUGGAUGUUUUCGCAGGCUAGAUUUUUGCACUGUGAGGAUUUAUAAAAAUGGAAGGGAACUGAUACAAUUGUGACUUUCCGCUGUACAGGUUGGAAAGAAAAAGAAGAAAAGUCGGUUAUAAUAAUGAUAAUAUUAUAAUGAUCGUUUAUUAAACCUUUUUGCAGCAUAAACUGAAUUACUAGGCAGGUCAUUAAUUACAUACAAAUACCUCGGAAUUAUGGCAUGUAAAUAUAACUGUAAUGUUAAGACAUAUCACAUUUCGCUAUUUUAAACGUGAUUCUGGUAUUUGAUGGUGUAAAAAUUUCCCAAACUGUUAGUUCUUGAGGAGACAGGCACAGAAACAGAUUCUCCUGUUCUAAGGGCAUACGGUCUUGUGUGGGCAACUCGCGGCACUAAGCUUCGUAGCAGGUCGGAAGAAGAGUAACUUCGCUUGAGAAAUGUUAUGCACGCAUCCUCCCUCCUCUGGCGCGCAAAAUUAAGCCUGAUUUCUUAAGCGCGUCCUCAUAGCACAGAGAAGGUUCUAGUAGAACACAAAUGUAAUCGUGAAAACUAAAAGUUGUAGGUAUAAUAACAGUAAAAUUAUUCAAGAGAAUUUGCCAACCUUCUGAUUUCUUUUGGUGUCGAAUUUUUUAUGCUGCUUAUUUUACGUACUUUUAUUGAAGUGGAGCAAUGAGACUUACGGAUAAUGAGCCCCACCAACGUUUCGCAAAUGAACAGAAAAUAAUGGACAAGGUUCGCUACUUAAUUAAGAAAGUUCAGAAAUACCCAAAAUUCAUAAACACUUUAUACUAUAAAAUACUAGCAAGAAAAAUAUUUCAUGAUUAAGAACCGUGAGAGGAAAAAGAGCAGCAGGAACAUGAGUCACUGUUAGUGUUGUUUUCGCCAUUUAACAGUUUAUUAACCACCCUGUUAUAAAAAUGUUUAUUAAUGAAGUUGCUUCCACAACCAAACUAUUCUUCAGACAAAUAAAGUUUUUUUUUUCACUGGUCUCAUGACAUCAUUCUGCAAGUUCAAAGGUCGCUGACUGUUUUGAAAUGCAAAUUGCUAUCUAAGCCGAAUUAUAAAAUUACUAAUAACUUGUGAACCUUUUGAUUUCUUUGGCACGACAGCAGAAAAAUUUUCGAGAACACCUUGCCUUUUCGCUGCCAUUUCAGUCAAAACAGGUGAAGCAUGUGCUUUGAGUUCACGUGGAGUGUCACGCAAAUGUUACAUAACAACUGUGACAGGGAAUUCCUGGUUGCAACUUGAUGCGAUGGUAGAUGCGACUUUCAUUGAUUUGUUACGGUAACCCUCUGUAAUUUGCUCGAAUUUGUAUACAAACUCAGUAAUUUUUUCAAACAAAAUUGCUAUAAUUCGGAGAUUUAGGAAUUAAAAUUCCUAGUUAGUAAAGCCAGAAAAGCCAUUUUACUUUCAAGAAAGAAAGUGGUUGAUGACACGCAAUCAGUCCAAAACAGACUGAUUGUCCGAAGUAGGCGGCGGAAUAAAGCAAAGUAGCCGUCGGUCCAUCGCUGGUAGCUGCCUUCUAUUGAAACCUUUGAUAUGUUGUAGUUCUGUUCAAUUUUAUCCUUGGGUUAGAUUUUAUUUCCCUUUAUUUUCGAGUAUGGGUAUGGUACUGGUUGGUAACGAAUGAUAGUGAUUCAUACUAAAUGGAAAUAAAAUUUAAACCAAGGAUAAAAUUUAACCACAACAUAUACACCGAUUGUUUAUAGAGAAUUUAAAUUAUGCAAUCAAUAACUUAUCAACAUAACAUUUGUUAACAGUCAUAACAACGAUCUUUGGUGUGACAGUUUAUCGGCUCACAUCAGACUUCAAAACAUGUCACAUCAGUCAUAAACCAAACUCCCCUUUCCCAAGUCUGGAAGGGACAUUUUAAAGGUCUCAAGGGCUAAAUUGUUUGCUGUUUCUCUCAUUGCCUAGACUGCUUGCCGUCCGCCUUUUCUCUUAAAAUCCGUCUAGUCCUUAUCUCAUCCAUUGCAAUUGCAAACCGCAACGUUAUUAUUACAACAAGGGAUUGAGACCAGACAAGAAAAGACGGACUGCUCACUCUUUUUCAGUAAACAAACGCUUCGUCAGCCCAGAAACGAAGUAACCAAUUGGUCAAUUGCACAGCUGUUGACAGAUAAUUGACUGGUCUGUGGUAAGAUUGCAAGCAAUAAAAAUAGUCACGCGUCACAACCAACUGCAAACAAUAGCAAACCUGAAGCAGUAAUCUCAGUAAUAAAACUUUUAAGGAUAUCUUACGGAAGGAAACUGCUGUAAAUUUCCUCAACAGAAACAAAUUCAAGGCAAUCUUACCAGAUUUAAAGAAAUUGUAAUUUUUUCAGAUGUUUAAGUUGUAUUUACAAAUCGUUUCAAGUUACUCGGGGUUUAAUUGAUUAAUUAAAUUACCUUGACAGCGUUGUUGUCCUCAGACAAAACAAAAGAGUCAGCAGUCUCUUAUUUUUCUUCUCGAGGCUCACGGCUUUGCGGCUUGCGUGGUUAGGUUUCACUUGCAGUAACUUUGCAAAGAAAAAUAAGAGACUGCUCACAGUCUACUUAUUGCCUUCUUGCCCCCUCCCCCAUUGUUUCCUGGUUCAACCUCUGUUCAGCACUCAUGUGGUUGUAUCUUUUACUUUGCAAACCACCCAAAGAAAAACACCAAAAAACUGGCAGCUAUGCAGGCUAUGGUAUUCACUAUUGGCAUUUCAGAAUGUGAUUCAGGUUAUUUGUAGAUUGAUCAAAAUGUUUUUUUAUAACAGCUAUUGUCAACGAAUCUUUAACCUCUGGUGAAUUCCCUUCUGCGCUUAAACGAUCUUUGAUUCGUCCAGUCCUGAAGAAGCCAGGUCUUAACAAGGAUGUUUUAAAAAAUUACCAACCUGUAGCCAAUAUUCCUUUCCUAGCAAAAGUCAUUGAGAAGGUUGUCACGUUUCAGACACAUUCAUACUUGGAGGAUAAUCUAUUAAUGCCUUCUAUGCAAUCCACCUAUCGUAAACAUCACUUGACCGAGACUGCCCUUCUGCAAGUGAUGAAUGACGUUCUUAGGACUGUUGAUUGUCGGCGAGACGUUGUUUUAGUGAUGCUUGAUUUGUCAGCUGCAUUUGACACCCUAGACCAUACUAUACUUUUAGAUAGGCUGAGUAGAUACUUCGGUUUUUCCAACACAGUGCUAAGAUGGUUUUUGUCUUGUCUUACUGGUUGGAUACAAUCUGUUACUAUUGGUAACACAACAUCUAGCAGUGGGAGAAUGUGGAGUUCUGCAAGGUUCGAUACUCGGUCCUCUCUUGUUUAUUCUUUAUGCAGCACCCAUUCAAGACAUAAUCUCGGCUCAUAACCUAGACUGUGUGUUCUACACAGAUGACUCUCAACUCUGCAUAACUAUUCACCCUCAUGAUCAAUGUCCUGCCCUCAACACCCUUCAGAAGUGUAUCAGUGAAAUCAUAGAAUGGAACUCCAUCAAUAAGUUAGUGUGUAAUCCUAGUAAAACCAGGGCUUCUGAUAGGUCGCGGAAGCAAAAGUCAAAUUUCGCGGGAUUUUUAGGGACAAAUUCGCGGAAAAAUUGGCUGAUUUCGCGGGAGUUUUCGGGGCAAACUUCACCAAAAAGCAAUCGGUCAAAAACGGCUGAUUUUGAGGUUAUUUUCAAGGCAAAUUUCCCUAGAAAUCAAUCGGUUUUGCGCUGAUCAGACCAGCAUUUUUAACGUUUUUCUAACAGAGGUCAUCAUUUGCUCUAUCAACAACAAUACCCUCCAGAAAUGAACCAAUGGUAAAGCCUUUAGCAUCAUGGCUAGUGCCCAGUUUUUCACAACUUAAUCUACGCCUGGUAGUUUCGGGACGUUGUUUGCACGUUUCAGUGACGAAGUUCCAAGAUAAAUUUGCAAGUUUACGGCAAGUAAAUAGCCCCUAUCGCUGAAAUAAGUUUCAAAUAUAGACAUGUAUUUGAUAAGAUUUCUACUGAAUUUCACGGUAUUUUUCAUGUUUUUGUGAAUGUCAUGGGAUUUCAUGGAUUUACCUGAAUUUCGCGGCUCUGCAACUCCACGAAAUAUCAAACAGAAAACAGAUGUCAUUCAGUUUAGUCCUCGUUUUGUCAAGAACCCAAUUCUCAGUGAUUUUUUGAUUGGCAAUGCUAGCCAAGAGUACAACCAUUAGACCAAGUUUGUAAUCUUGGUGUAAACCUAGAUAGAGAGCUCAAUCUUAGUUAUCAUAUUUAUGAAACAUGCAAAAAGGCUAUGCUAGCGAUUCAAUUCAUUGGCAGAUUGAGCAAGUAUCUGAGCAAGGAUCACCUUAAGAUGAUGGUCAAUGCUUUUGUUGCAUUGUGCUUGGAUUAUUGUAACAAUUUAUACUGUGGCUUACCCAAGCGAGAAAUAGACAAGCUGCAAUGUGUUCAGAACUGUGCCGCAUGCUUGGUUUUAGGAACAAGAAGAUCUGACCAUAUAACUCCUGUCAUGAAAGACUUGCACUGGCUUCCUAUUGGUGCAUGCAGUGAUUUUAAAAUAUUGCUUUUAAGAUUUAAAAUUUUAAAGGAUUUAGCUCCUUUCUAUUUGCCUUCACUCCUUCUCAAAUACCAGCCGUCUCGUUUACUCUGCUCAUCUAAUAGAUUGCUUUUACAAGUUCCUUCUGUUAAUACUAGGGCUUAAGGACACCACUCAUUUUCAUAUAAUUUAUGCAAUGAUAGUCUGGAACAGUCUACCUGAUCAUAUCAAAAACUCUGAAUCUGUUUCUACUUUUAAGCAAAAUUUGAAAACUUUUCUUUUUAGGAAUAAUUACUAUAUAUAGUUUCAUUUAGACUUUAUUUACUAUUGUAAGCACAUUGAGAAUUCUUUAAAUGCACCAUAAAAACCUACUUUUAUUAUUAUUUAUUUAUUUGUUUACAAAUGAUAACAUUUUUCUUUGAGAUAUUACCCCAGCCUUUACAAUUGUUUAAAGAUCAUACAGACAUGGCAUUUGAUGAUAUAUUUUAUUUGCAGCUGUGGAAAAGGUUUGUUUCUCGUUUGCAUCUCAAAGACAACACUUCAUUGUGCCAGACACUGUGGGUGCACUGACAAACAGCAUGAACCUUGUUCUCCGCAUUGACCCUAGUGAAUGCCACUUCAUAAAGUGUGAAGAAGUUGCUUCAAAUUGGUUUAACCUAAUGUUUGAACUGCCUAAUAGAAGAGAAGUGGUGGAUAAACUCUGUCUAAAUGCCUUAGAAAAGGAACCCUGGCUUGCCCAAUGUGGUGUCAGAGCCGUAAAAAUUGGUGACAAGUCUGAGAUCCAUAUGCAGACACCAAUUACACGUUCUGUUCCGACAUCCAUUGCAGAAGCUAAUCUUCCAUGCUCACAAGGUAGGAUGCUUCCUUCCUUCCUUCUAACAGCUGUACAGUCAUUAAGCUAUUGCCACCUUGGUACAGAGGGUGGGGAGGGAAAGGUUCCUCCCUCAUCUUGGUUUUCCCAAUGGACUUCUUGAUCCCAAAUCACAACUGAUCAUGCACUAUUGAUCCCAGGUGUUCUUAAAUGGCUGAAAUUUCUCCUUGUCUAGUGGCCCAUUAAUUGUAUUCUACAGUUUUAUAACUGAUUGGUUGAUACAAAAAUUCUUGUUUGGGGAAAGUAGAACCAGCAGCAACUAAAAUGUUAAUCAGUCUUGCCACCAGUUUAAUGUAUUCAACUUUGAGCAAGAACUUUUUGUAUCACGUGGUCAGCAUUUGGAAAUUAUAAUAAGCCUGCAAGGCAAAGUGAAAUUUAAGCCCUGACUUGACAGGAUAUCUGGGAGCAAUAGUGAUCUAUUAGAAAUCUUAUGACAUACAUGAACUAAGACACUGUAAAAUUCUUAUCUUUGGAGAUUUACAAUAUUUUUUAAACAUUGGUAUUUGGUUGGAAUAGAAGGAUGUUGUUAUACCCUCAUGAUACAAUAAUCAUUUUUUUUUCUGAUAGAGAAAAUAGCCUUUUACCUUUUUUGUCAGAAUAUAGCCUCUGGUAGCUCUACCACUUUGUAGUUGUUUGUACAUACUCAAAGUUAUAAAGUUAUCUAUGACCUUUAGAAAUAGAAGGGGUAGUGGCACAAGGGAUGAGGACUGGCUACAAAGAUUGUUUAUGGGUGGUUCAGUUUAUCAAAAUAACUAAAAUUCAUCUUUUGCUGUCUUUCUUACCUAAUUUAGUAUUAUUUUUAUGAGCAGCUUUGUUUGUUUUACUGUCAACUACCAAAACUGUGAACACCUAAAAUAUUUCUGGAACCUUUAUUGUGUUAUUGAAAUCACAGCAAAGGUCAUGACAAAUCAAAAAUCAAGCAUUGAUAAGAAAAAAAAACUAUCAAAAAUCUAGGCCUAAAAUUAUGAAUGCCUGAUUGGCUUUUUCCUUGCUUUUUCCUUGCAGCACAAUAGCAUUCCAGAAAUAUUUCUGGCUCCAGUUGUUCAAAUGUUAGAUAGUGUUAUCCACUGGAUAAAUCAUCAUCCAGCAGAGAAGUAUUAGGGAAACUAAUAAAUUAUUGCAUUAUCCACUGAAUAGUGAUUUAUUCAGUGGAUAGCAUUAUCAACCUUUCGAAAAACUAGGCUCUGGUGGUGACUGUUUUGUUGGUUUCACAGUAAGGUUACAUGUAGCUCAAAAGUGGAUAUCUCUAUCAAACUAGGUACAUGUACUGUGCGUAACUCAUUCAUCCAUGGAAGUCAUUUCAUAAGGUGCCACUGAAAGCUUCUUGAGCUGUUUUCUGGUCGACCCUACUUGCAAAAAAAGUCAAAGCUGUCCAAAGCAUUAUUUGUAAGUCAAGCACUAUGCUACCUUUUGUUCCUGAUGGUACAUUGUAGCUUCUGAAGUUCGCCAAACUGUAGAAGGCAAAAUUUCAAUCCCACCUCCAUUGAUUAGUGAAUCAACCUUCCCACUUUUUGAAAAUAAGACUGACCUAUUGUAAUCUUUCUAUUUAUAGAUGUGUCUCAUCAUGCACCUUGCUUGCAUGAUGAUCGAAAGUUAGAUUUGAUAGUUGUUGUUGACUGUGCUACCACAAAUGCUGCCAUUCUUGGGCAGCUCAAGACACAGCUAAAGCAUAUGGUGGAUGCCAUGUCCAAAAAAAGUGCCCAUUUCCGUCUGGCAAUAAUUAGUUACCAAAAUCAUCCCAAUCCUGGACGAAGAGGCCAAACUGCAUCUGUUUCCAACAUAGCUUCUGUUGUUAACUUCACGGAUGACAAAUCAAAAAUGAAAGAGAACAUCACCAGCUUGAGGUGUUUUGGUAACAGUGGCUCUAGGAGAGGCCUGGCUGAUGGACUGGCUUUAGCUGUUCACCUAAGCAAUAACAAUGAUGAUGAUGAUUGUAAGAAUGAUUAUAAAUGCCGCCGAGAAGCCCUCACAGUCUGUGUAUUGCUGCGUGAGUAUGCAUGUUUGCAAUGGGAAAAAAUUACUAAGACUUUCAACAUUUCGUGUGAAAAUACCAUGUUAUAUUCACACAUGAAAUGAUCACUGUUGCUACAGUUACACUAAAUCACGCCUUCUGCAGAAAAAAAAAUAUUUAAGUGAAAUGUUCUUCUUUUAUAAUACAGUGUAAUUAGAACAUAUUACAUGUCUGCUUGGAGGUACAUGCACAAAAUUUCUCUUCGAGUGUAUGUUUAUGUUUAUGUUUAUGUUUAUGUUUUUUUACAACUCUCGAACAGACAUUUCUUAUCUCCAGGCGGCCAUGUAAUAUCUUCCAGUUCUGUUGAGGACAAUGCCUGGUUUUUAGAGAGUUAAUUUACUGAAAAGGUGUGAUGUAGGCAGGGAUUUUGACAAAAACCCUUAAGAACAUACAGUACAUGAUACAUGUAUUACUGUUGAUGGAGUUUUAUAAUUUGAAAUAAGACCCUUUACUCCUGAUCUAAUAUCUGCUCCUUUCGAGUUACAAGAUAAGGAAAAUCUACUAGUGGUUUAUCAAAAGUCACUUGGGGGCUCUAUUCCAGACACGUGACCCCUUCAGUUGUCAAUGGUUCCUUCAACAGUUUUUCAAGUUUUGAUAAAGACCCGUAAACGAAUAUCUAUCAACACUGCUGGAAAAAAAGCCUUAAAGUUAGGAAACUUACCAAGUUCAAAUGUGAUACGUCCAAAGCGAACGAAGAUUUUUCUCCACAAAGUCGCAGAAUUUUACAAAUGUUUGUAUGGUGGGGGGCACGAACUUGCCCCCCCCCCCCCCCCCCCCCCCCCCCAACCACGCCCAAAAAAUCCCCGGCUUUUUGUCCUCUUUUUUUUUUGGGUUUUUAAAAUUUUUUAAAAUUGUGAAAUAAUUUUUUAUUUAUGGGUUUUUUUUUUGUGUGUAUCCGCGGGGGGGGGAGAGUGGGAGGGGGGAGGGGGGGGGGGGGGGGGCAAGUUCGUGCCCCCCACCAUACAAACAUUUGUAAAAUUCUGCGACUUUGUGGAGAAAAAUCUUCGUUCGCUUUGGACGUAUCACAUUUGAACUUGGUAAGUUUCCUAACUUUUAACACUGCGGGAAAAAAAGCCUUAAAGGUAUGAAAAUUUUCAAGUUUAAAUGUGAUACGGUGAAAAAGAAAGAAUAUUUUUCCCCACAAAGUCGCACAAUUUUACAAAUGUUUUUAUGGGGGGGGGCACAAACGUGCCCCCCCCCCCCCGCCCCGCACCAUAGAAACGGCUGUAAAAUUUCGCGGCUUUUUGGACCUAUGUCUUCGUGAGUUUUAAACAACUUUAAAAGUUGGAAACAUUACUGAUUUUAAGGGGUUUGUUCCAGUCGUGAUACCCGUGGAAGGGUCAAUGAUGAUGCUGAUGAUGAUUGUUAUUUGCAAUUACAGCUUUAGAAGUUCAAGUUGGUACUCUUGAUAUUUUCAAAUGUACAUGUACCCAUGACCAUGAUGUCUUAAGCCUCUGUAGACAACUUGCUGCGAAUGCCGUUACACUUUACGUGGUGAUGAGGAGUUCGAAGCCAGGAAUACCUCUCUAUCUUCCAAACCCUGGACGUCGUAUUGAUCUCAUGGCAGAGUUUUUUACAGGAAUUUCCCUGAUGACUGGCGGGCAGUUUAUCUACAGCGAAAGUGUCAAGCUUGUUUCUGAGGUAAUUCUCGUGCCUUAGAAUGCAAUUACGUUAAAUCUGUUAAAGAGCCUGUGACACACGUCUGCGCAUGUGCGGUGUUUUGAUUUCUGCUCGACGGAAAGUUUUUCAAAGUUAGUUUUCGGUGAAGAAAACUUUUCGCAUCGACCUAAUGAGUUUUGAGUAUUUUAUAUACCUCUUUCUUUGCUUUCAUACCGUACAGUGUGAUCGAACACACGCACUUUGUUAUGGUAGACCGCGGUUUUGUUUACUGCUUGCGCUCGACAAAGAAAAUACUCUAAUUACGGUCAGUUCGCCUUGCUGACUCUUCUUGCCUGGAACGUUUAACAAAAAGGAAUUAACAACUGCUUGUUUCCUAGGGUUCGUUUCGUUCGAUAUUAUUUUAGUACUAGAUUAUAAACUGAAGGCGAGUAAACAUACGGAAAAGGUAGAUGACUGAAAAAAGGUUACAUGUGGAUGUUGCUAGGUAUCUGAAUGACCCUUACCCAAUACAGGUGUCCGCUCGUUUCGCUACAAGGCGAUUCGCAGGGGAAGUUUUAAAGUCGUUUCGCUGCAUCGCAAAGUUGAAAACUGCUCCAAAGUUUGCUAGUGUUUGUUCGAUGAUUAACUCAGUGAAAUGGUAAUUAACUCGUUAGUAUUAUUCGUUUGUAGUUAAUUUUAUGUGUCUUUUGAACGGUUUUAUUCAAAAAGUCAAUUUCAGCGCCAUCCGAACAUGAUGCAGCGAAACGACUUUGCAGCGAAUCGACUUCAUUUUGCAGCGAGUUGACUGGUAAGCCCAACUGUCACUGGCAUUUUUUACCCUAACACAAAGAGGUUUAACCAAGAGUCUGUCGGAACUGGAUGGACAAACCAGUCAUUUUGCUACAGCUUUGAUUCGCAGUAUAGACUAUCGCUUCUUGUUCUUAAUGAUCUGUAAUAGAGGAAAGCAUUUUCAGUGAAUUUUAUUGGACGUGACGUCAUCCGGGUUGAUCUUUAGAACUGAGUUUUGAGGGUGGAGGUGCUACCACGCCUGUUAACGCAAGAUGAAAGUUUUAAAAAGCAUUCAUCUUGAGGAAUAAAUAUAACUUACGUUAAAAACGUUUUUGGUGUUUUGCUUAUAGAUAAUUAUCUAUAUCGUUGAGGUGGAUAAAUCUAUGGAGCGCCUCUUUGGUACAGCUCAUGAUAUUAUUCUUGACGAAAUCGAGAUGAACGACGGAGAGGUGGUCUUGGAAGAGCUGCUUACCAAAGUUCAAGAAGAGCUCACUAAACGAUCUUUGCAUGUUAACCUCAUAGCAAUUAAUGGAUCAACCACUGGUCCAAGCUCCAAGUUAGCAAGCAAGUUUUCAUUGGACGACAGCAUUGACACUGCCUCCAAAACAUGGCAAAGAGAAAUGAAAAAAAUGCGGGAAGCGGAUUCGGCCAUUGCAUCAGGAACUCCAGAUGACGUCAACAUGGAGGAAGCAGCUGGUCCACAAGUUCAACUGCUGGAAAAACAGAAUGUAACGAGGGAAGUUUCAGAAAGAAUGGUACGGAGAGUAGUUGUGCGUAGAGAGCAAUAUCGGCCUAGAAAAUAG
Messenger RNA from Porites evermanni, 25086 nucleotides. The record is from the annotation of a GenBank genome assembly. NCBI's taxonomy places the organism in Eukaryota, Metazoa, Cnidaria, Anthozoa, Scleractinia, Poritidae.